CAGUGCGACAACAGGAAAACGGCUCUUUUACUGUUUACUUACUAAGCGGAUAUCCGGUAAGAAAGUUGAUUCGCGGUGGCAUUCGGGAACAGAUCGAGUGUUUCUGGUGUUUUGAUAUCUGUAAGACUGCUGAAGAUGGCCAGCUUAUGGAUGGGAGAUCUUGAACCUUACAUGGAUGAAAAUUUCAUUUCAAGAGCAUUUGCCACAUUUGGGGAACUUGUUCAAAGUGUGAAAAUUAUCCGCAAUAAAUUGACUGGUGUCCCAGCCGGUUAUUGCUUUGUGGAAUUUCAGGAUCAGUCUACAGCAGAGAAAUGUCUGCAUAAAGUCAAUGGCAAACCUAUACCGGGUGCACCUUUGCCAAAACGAUUCAAAUUGAAUUAUGCAACAUACGGAAAACCACCUGAUAACAGUGCUGAUUACUCCCUGUUUGUUGGAGACCUCAGCCCUGAAGUUGAUGACGGAAUGCUGUAUGAAUUCUUUGUUAAACUCUACCCAUCCUGCAGAGGUGGAAAAGUAGUUAUGGAUCAACUGGGAAAUUCCAAAGGUUAUGGAUUUAUAAAAUUUUGUGAUGCAGCAGAGCAGAAACGGGCACUCACAGAAUGUCAGGGUGCUGUUGGACUUGGAACAAAGCCAUUAAGAAUAAGCUUAGCUAUACCAAAAGCGUCAAAAGUACAAGCAGCAGAUUACACACAGGACUACACAUAUAGUUACAGCCAGUAUUACCAGCAGUACCAGAACUACUAUGCACAGUGGGGUUAUGAUCAGAGCACAGGAACAUACAGCUACAGUUACCCACAGUAUGGAUACACGCCAUUGCAGGUAUAUGAAGAAGUUGGAGAUGAUGCGUUAGAAGAUCCAGUGCCUCAGUUGGAUGUGGAAGAAGCUAACAGGCAGUUUGUGGAACAGAGUGAAGAAUUUUAUGAUUCAUUAAUGUCCUGUCACUGGCAAUGUUUGGACUCUUGUACAUCAGAAAUUCCUGCAUCAUCGUAGGCUUGGAACAUAAUGGACAAAAACAGUACUGAAAGGAAUCAUGGACCUGAACUCUUAAGCACUAAUCAAGUAUCAUAUGAACUUGUUUUGAAAGUUCUGCGUACGUUUUCCAGUGAUGCAUUAUUCCAGCCUUUCUGCGUUGGUGAUGUCAACAUGUGUAAUUCAUUGGACUUGAACUGUGUUGAAGAGUUGACCUGCCUUAGCCUACAUUUAGGCAAUGCUAAGUUUUUAAUUAGAUAAGAAAAUAUCCCUUUAAAUGUCUUCUAAAUGUCAGUUUCAGUUGGUCCACGGAUGAGUCUGUCCAGCAACUUUAUGCAGCUCAGACAAGGCAAGUAAGAUACUACUUGUGACCGUCAGAGAGCUGUUGUUAACGUUUGUUGCACAUUUACCAGACUGUAUUGAAUUUGUAGGAGUGGAAAAAUGCAUAUAAUAUUUCAUAAUGCAUCACUUCUGUCACCUAAUGAAGCAGCAGCAUAAUUUUGAUAUUUUGUCUUUUUAGAAGUACUUUGUAAUAAUAUAUUGUCCUCUUAAGAUUUGUUGUCCUAUCAGAUAUUUCUGACACCACAUUUACAGUGGUGUGCCUCAUUAUUCAACAUAGUGCAUUGUGUUGAUAGGACCAUGAAUAUGAACAGAUAGUACUUAUCAGUUCCCUUUACGUACAUGAGGCAUCCUGUGAAGACCCAGUGAAUUGUUGUUAUUCAUGUAGUUUAGUGUUACUGGCUGAUAAUCAGCUACUUAUUUAUUGUAACAAUUGAGUGGUAUAGAUCCUUUUGCCCAUGAUUUGGAGCAUUUUGCUUGACAUUCCUGCAUUAGUAAACCACUGGGAUAAGAAGUACAGUGGCAUUGAAUUGGUCAGAUAAAAUUUGGAAUAUACCCAUGCGAAGAUAAUCUGCUUAGAUUCAGUGUGGCAAGAGCAGUUAAAAAUAUGAGUACCAUUGUAGAUUCUCACCAGUCUGAUUUCUGAAAGUUCCUUAAGAAUGUGGAAUGGUAUUUGUAUGUGUAUUUUUGAGACAAAACAGGUGAAGAAUUAACACAGGUGGCACUGCAUGUAAUGUUGUUUUGGAGAUUUGCCUCAUCUCUGUCUUGAAACCUUGCUGCAUUUUUAGUUGUCUGAAGUCAGUUUAUCUGGCUUGGUUGCUCCAUUUACCGUGUGUAUUCCCUCCCCUACACCUCCUAUUUAUGAUAGUUAUUUUUUAUUACUUCCAUUUGAAUGGUUGCAUUAGAGUUUGGAACUCUUCAAACAGGCAUUGAAUUACAUAGCUGCAGAAAAAAAUAGUUAUGAAGAAAUACAAGUUUGUUGUUGAACGUAA
This is a messenger RNA of Protopterus annectens (West African lungfish), 2300 nucleotides long. It is a transcript of the gene TRNAU1AP, whose product is annotated as tRNA selenocysteine 1 associated protein 1. The transcript has 9 exons. The coding region runs from base 136 to 990 and encodes 284 amino acids. Gene Ontology annotation, molecular function: tRNA binding. The record is from RefSeq and is a predicted model, not a curated record. Lineage: Eukaryota; Metazoa; Chordata; Ceratodontiformes; Protopteridae. Gene Ontology annotation, cellular component: nucleus. Gene Ontology annotation, biological process: selenocysteine incorporation.